Dothidotthia symphoricarpi CBS 119687 is the source of this 375-nucleotide messenger RNA. RefSeq lists its product as uncharacterized. The coding region runs from base 82 to 300 and encodes 72 amino acids. The transcript is spliced from 2 exons. NCBI's taxonomy places the organism in Eukaryota, Fungi, Ascomycota, Dothideomycetes, Pleosporales, Dothidotthiaceae. The record is from RefSeq and is a predicted model, not a curated record.
UUGGAGUCUUGUGGCUUCACGCUCUCUCCCACCGGUACGCAUCAAUCUCUUCUACGCUUCGGAUCUGAACACGAACGUUUUAUGAUGAUACGGCACUGGGCUCCGACAAUUCUUGACGGAUACGCCUAUUAUGGCAGGCCUCAGAAACCUCGCCGACUGAUACUGUCUUGUUGUCUUACGAGAGUAUAUAUAUCUGGCCGAACUCGGCUGAUGUUCAAGCAGCUCGCAACUAUGUCGCAUACUUUGCGUCUCAAUUCGACUUGGAGGUCAUUACCAUCCUACCAUACGGUACGCGCAUGAUUUCUCACUUCCCCAUACAUCAUGAUGAAUCGACACAUACAAAAGACAAGCAUAUGUCCAAGCUUCGGCGAAGAC